ACAUACCAUGACUCUACGGUAUCCUGAGCGCCCGUCACAGGACGAGAGAGAUGCUUUGAAUUCGUAUUUGCAUCUUACGUCGCGCCUAUACCCCUGUAAAUUCUCUUUAACUUUGAACUUUACCCUGCUAAGAAGCAUUCAACAGACAGGAUCGAGAUUAGCAGCAAGUCUAUGGCUAUGCUCAGUACACAACAAAGUCAACGAGCGGUUAGGAAAACCGUUAUUUGACUGUGCCCACCUUGAUGAAACGUAUGACUGCGGGUACGACGUCACUGGUGUAGGAAUGAUCAAAGGUGGGAGGCGGUAGCCACCUCGCUGCCAAGUAUGUCUGAGUUGGGUCUGGCAUCAUUGAUCGGCUUUUGUGCUUUCGUAUCUAUGUUUUGGAUGUAUCUUCUACAGCUGUGCAUGCAUAUAUGUAUAUACCUUCCUCUCUUUACUUGGAUAUGCUGAUGUACCAUGGGUUAUACGGUGAACUUAUACCGGUUAAUGGUUCAACAAGCUGGUAUUCAACAUUAAUAUUAUUGGUCUUUGUUCACUUUCGCUGCAGUGAUGCAAGAUUAUAUCUUACAUUCAGCCUGAGUAUAUAUCCUAGCGAUUUCAAGCUGCCAAUUUGUUUUUAGAGAUUUCAAGACCGA
Messenger RNA from Suillus subaureus, 635 nucleotides. Its product is annotated as ERV/ALR sulfhydryl oxidase domain-containing protein. The transcript has 5 exons. Gene Ontology annotation, molecular function: flavin adenine dinucleotide binding; flavin-dependent sulfhydryl oxidase activity. Gene Ontology annotation, cellular component: mitochondrion. NCBI's taxonomy places the organism in Eukaryota, Fungi, Basidiomycota, Agaricomycetes, Boletales, Suillaceae. The record is from RefSeq and is a predicted model, not a curated record. Bases 8 to 307 code for a protein of 99 amino acids.